Molecule: messenger RNA, 3066 nt
Organism: Periophthalmus magnuspinnatus
Lineage: Eukaryota; Metazoa; Chordata; Actinopteri; Gobiiformes; Gobiidae
Gene: s1pr2
Product: sphingosine-1-phosphate receptor 2
Exons: 2
Coding region: 522-1640 (372 amino acids)
Biological process (GO): sphingosine-1-phosphate receptor signaling pathway
Cellular component (GO): membrane
Molecular function (GO): sphingosine-1-phosphate receptor activity
Source: RefSeq, a predicted model, not a curated record
GCGCGCUGAGCUGACGCUCCAGAGCCGCGAGGAGCUGUUGUUCCAGACUGCCACAAGCAGGACACUCAGAGGACUGCUGGAUUAGAGCGACAAAGGAGAAAGUGCAGUCUUUACGUGAAAUACAACUUUCUCUAGGCGUUUGUUGAAUGAGAUCGUGGCUAUGACUGCUUUCUGAGGCGUAUGCUUGAUUUUAGGCGCACCGCAAUAUGGAUUUACCAGUAACGAGACACGACACGCCGAACAGUCCUCCAGCAAAGUUUUGAUUGUCAUCGCUACCUUUAGACCCCAGUGCUGGAGACAGAGCCCUGAAGUUUGACGCAGCAUUGAGGAACCGCAUGUGAAGACUUGGUGGACACGGCCACUGUCGGACGAUACUUCUACCGCUUUUAAAGAAACAAUUCAUGGGGUGACCCGCUCGAAGCAUCUGAAACUCAAGUCUGGACAUGGCCUGGAUCUCCCUUGUGUCCUCUCCUAUAGGACACUGCACCACGUCAUAGGGGCUCUGCAUGAAUCCAGAGUGAAUGAAUCUUUGCCAAAACGCAGCUGUGCUCUUCUCCCCCACCACCAUGAGGAGCAAGUAUUCACUGUACUACAACAGGAGCCUGGUGCAGUACUACUAUGUCUACGCCAAGAACAUGACCAGUCAGGAGGUGGCGGAGCGCACUGCACAGAAAAAUACUGGGUUGAAUACAUUAAACAUUGUCAUUGUGAUCCUUUGCACCAUUAUCAUUUUGGAGAAUCUCCUGGUGCUUAUUGCAGUCUUUCGCAACAAGAAGUUUCACUCAGCAAUGUUUUUUUUCAUCGGUAAUCUGGCAUUCUCAGACCUCCUGGCUGGUUCUGCCUUUAUAGCUAAUAUUUUUCUUUCAGGGGCAAAGACUUUCUACCUGUUCCCUGUGCAAUGGUUCAUCCGAGAAGGCACAGCGUUCAUAGCGUUGGCUGCCUCAGUCUUCAGUCUGUUGGCUAUAGCCAUUGAACGCUACAUUGCCAUCACUAAAGUAAAAGUGUAUGGCUCCACUAAAACGUGCCGCAUGUUCCUGCUGAUAGGGGCAUGCUGGGUCACCUCUAUCCUGCUGGGUGGACUCCCCAUCCUCGGUUGGAAUUGCAUUGACAAUCUCCCGGACUGUUCAGCCGUUUUACCACUUUACUCCAAGAAAUACAUCCUGUGUGUUGUCACUAUCUUCAGCAUUAUUCUGCUUUCUAUUGUGAUCCUGUAUGUGAGGAUAUAUUUGAUUGUUCGGUCCAGCCACCAGGAGGCCACAAACUCACAGGCCUAUUCCCUUUUAAAGACAGUGACUAUUGUGUUAGGAGUGUUCAUCAUGUGCUGGCUGCCAGCCUUCACCAUCCUCCUACUGGACUCCUCCUGUAGGAUACAGUUGUGUCCAAUACUCAACAAGGCAGAAAUGUUCUUUGGCUUUGCCACUCUAAACUCAGCACUUAACCCGAUCAUCUACACUCUGCGCAGCAAAGACAUGAGGAAGGAGUUCCUGCGUGUGUUGUGCUGCUGGGGGGUGCUUCAAAGUGGACGUCCCUCUGACCGCUGCCUGGUCCCCCUAAAGAGCUCCAGCUCUCUGGAGCAGUGCACCAACAAACAUGAACACCAGACCACACCCAUCAUGCAGGACUGCACCACGUGUGUCUAAUACAGCGCACAUCAAAGUGCUUUUGGGUGAAUGAGCAUGUGAGACUCUAUGAGGCCAACAGGCUGCCCUUUAGGGGCGAACCAAACAGGGAGUAAAUCCAAAGAAUGGAUGUGAAAUGAGCCUUCUAUUGUGUACUCUUUGGGUACUAAUUAUUAUGGAGUUACAAGCCAUUUCCAGUAUAAACCUGUCAUCUUAUCUUCUUUAACAUAAACUCAUUGUAACCAUACAAAUGUAACAUGCAUCAUGUCCAUAUUAAAGUGGGUGACAGCAGACCAUCAAGGUCGCAUACACUUGUGAAUGUUUUACCAUUAGAUUAAAACAGAUGACUCCACUUUACUGAUGUUUGUAAAAUGGGCCCAAUCUUUAUUCUCAUGCUAUUCUGAGCUGAAGCUAACCAGUGAAUAGAAACAUUAUACUCCCAUAUACCUUUGCUUGAACUAUGUGAUUUAAUACAACCUACAUAUUGUGCUUAUAUGUAAUGCAUGAAUUCUAACUCAAUUCUAUUGGUGUGUAUAAUGUUCGGUUUCACCACUAACUUUCUGCCCCGAUUCAAACCUGUAACCUGUCCCUGUUGCUUUAGCUGUAGUCUUUGUACCUUGACUGUUUCCUUUGAGGAAGGCCUUAUCAGAAAGUACAUUUCCUUAAAUAAGUGGCACUGAUAAAUUUCACUUAAACCAAUGGGACUGAUGCUCUAUAAACCGUAGCAACUGCAAUGUACUUUGACGGUUUUGCCUUCCUUUUGGGCAAUAAGGCUGAAUGUAUGUAUGAAGUGUUUGGGGCAGGUGCUCCAUUCUUGACAGUAUUAUUGUUAAUUAUCAAUGACAAGCAGAGAGUGGGAUGGACAGGGUAGAUUUACUCUCACUGUGAAAUUUUUUAGCACAACCCGUUAAUGAGCACCCCAGUUCAAGGAAUCCAUUUAAUGUUUCAUGUUUCUGUUGUGACCCCAUAACUCCACUGGAGCAGGUCCAUUUUUAAAGUCACACUGGGAUGUGGUCUUUUGAGGGGUCGUCUACAACACUCUACUUCCUUUGACCCAAGGAAGUCCCGUUAAACACUGUCCGGUUCCUGUUUGGCGUUCACCCUCCCUCUUCAUGUGGCUCCCUCAGUGUUUUCAUUAAUGUAACAUUUCAAAUUCUGUUUAAAAUGAUAAAAAGCACUUUGGCAGCUCCACAUAUUUGCUUUCCAACAACACAGAGAAUCUGAUUUCAAUGUGUUGCCUGACAUUGUUUUGCCAUAAAUAUGUAUAAUAUUUGUACUGUCUUAUAGUGUGUAUGAUUGUGUUGUAUAUAUUGUCUUGUGUGCAAUAGCCUUGUAUGUAGUAGCACGUUGCCUAUGUUAAACUGGUACAGUCUGAAACACUAAUGUAGGUACAUGAAUUAUGUUAAUUACAUUCCGUUUUUUAUAAAAUAAAACAUUUUGAACCGUG